AUGGCAGAUAUUCUUAUUCAUUCAGCAGUACCAUCUCUUUUUACCCAUACUGAAUCUGCAUCAAAUAUUUUCACUGAUACUUCAACAGAAAAUUCUCAUAUCAAUAACAACAACAACAACAAAUAUAAUAAUCAUAUUCCACGAUUACAUAAUGUAUUCACAGAACAUUCAUUAAUAUCAAAUAAUUUAAAUUCAAAUAAACAACCAUCUAAUUCAUCAUUAAUAGUUAAUGAUUAUACAACACGUUUUAAUAGAACAAAAGCAAUGUUUCGAACAUUAGAAACAAAAUCAAUAAAUAAUAAUUUACCAUUAUUUACAACAAAACCAAUAAUUAAUAAUCAACAAGAACGUACUCGUGAUGUUUCUAUACAUUUUAUUGGUAAAUCAUCGAAUUCAACUACAAAUUCUAAUGAUGAAGUUCCUUAUGCAGCUAUUAAUCGAAAAUAUUCAAAUUCAGAUCAACAUAAUGAUUUUCCUGCUGAUGCUAUUGAACAAUAUAAAAAACAACAACAACGUGAUGAGAAUGAUAGAAUAAAUCUUUUAUCAAAAUCAUCAAAUAAACAAAUGAAAACUCGUACUAUUCCUUUUCUUGUACCAUCGAGUGCACUUAAACGUAUGGAUCAUCUUAAUACAAUUAUUGUUCGACCAACAAAAAUCGAACGAUCAUUACCAAAAUUAAUUUUUCCAGAUGAUGAAAUACAAGAAGAAUUGAAAUCAAUUGAAAAUACAAUAGUUAAUGAAUCGGAUAAUGUACAAGAUAAUGAUAGAACAUCAUCACCACUUUUUCAUGAACGACCAGGUAUACCUGAACUUGAUGAUGAUAAUCAGAACUCUACAAAUGAUACUAGACGAGUGCGAUUUAGUAAUGCACCAAUUCGAGUUUAUCCAACAUAUUCAGUAGAUGAAUAUGAUCGACGAAAUGAGGAUAUUGAUCCAUUUUCAGCAACAGCAGAAUAUGAAUUAGAAAAACGAAUUGAAAAAAUGAAUGUUUUUACUGUUGAAAUUGAAAAAAGUCCUGAGGGUCUUGGUAUAAGUGUGUUGGGUAUGGGUGUAGGUGCUGAUAAUGGUUUGGAGAAAUUAGGUAUUUUUGUAAAAUCCCUUAAUCUUCAAGGUGUGGUUGCCAAAGAUGGAAGAAUUCAAGUUGGUGAUCAAAUCAUCGAAGUAAAUAAUUAUUCACUUGUUGGUGUUACACAUGCAUAUGCUAAAAAUAUUCUUAAAUCAGCAUCUGGUUUAAUAAAAUUUGUAAUUGGUCGAGAUAAAGAUAUUGAAAAUUCAGAAAUUCCUGGUCUUAUACAACGUUCAUUACAAAUAGAUCAAGAACGUGAAGAAAUGUCACGAACAUUACAAAAAUAUCAUGAAGAAUAUUAUGGACAAAAUCUUAUUGAUGAUGAUGCAAUAGAAGAUCAUGAACAAACUAAACGAAAAAUUUCAAGUGAAUUUGAAAUUGAAAUACUUAAACAAUGUUAUGAAUCAUUAGAAGAAACAUUAGAAAAUACUGAAAAAGAAAAAGAACAUUAUCAACAACUUUAUCAACAAAUAGAAAAUGAUUUCAAACAAAUCAAAGAAAAAUAUGUCAAUGCAAAAGUCUUAAUUAAAGAAUUAGAAGAUCGAGAAACAGAAUUACGUCAACAACAAACAAUAUUAAAUGAACAACAAGAAAAACGUAUCAAUGAAUUAAUGAAAAAGGUUGAAGAACUUGAAAAUACUAUUGCUAAUUUAAUAGCAAAAUCUGAAAAUAAUUCAUCAUCUAAAGUUAAUGAAAAUAUUGUGUCAGAAUCACUUGAUAUACCAGAACGUGUAAUAAAUCGAACACAAACAAGUUCUAGUCAACAAUUAAUUCCUACAGAUCGACAUACUAUUGCAACAUCAUCUAUUCGAUUUCCAUCAAUAUCAUUAGAUAAAAUACCAACAUAUAUAAAACAAACUCAAGAAUCUUGUCAAAUUGUUUCUAAUAAUAAUAAAUCAAUUGAUCAAAUUGCUACUGAGACUAAUCAAAAUUCAUUAAUGAAUAAAACUCAUAUAAUUAAAACAUAUUCAAAAAAUUUACCAUCGAAACAUUUAUCUACUCCAUCACUUGGUGAAGUUUUGAUUGAUUGUAAUAUUAUCAAUACUAACACUCAUGUUUCAAUAGUUCCAUCAUUAGAACAAACAAUCAACGAUAGUUUUUCAAAUGAUGAGUAUGUUAAAGUAAAAAAUUGGUCAUCUGAUCAAUGUAUUCAAUGGUUAACAGCUCAAGCAAUGACAUCAUUAAUUCCUAUAUUUCUCAAUCGUAGUAUUGAUGGUGAAAAAUUAUUAUUACUUGAUAGUACAAAAAUGAAGGCAAUGGGUAUAAAAUCAAGUAAAGAUCGUGAUCAAUUAAAAGCAAAAAUAAAAGAACUUAAACAUGCUGAAUUUAAUCGAUUACGUGAACGACUUAGCCAAGCAUCAUCAUUUUAUCGAGCAACACAUGGUGGAAGUCGAUUACGUUCAUCGAGUUUAACAAAAUUGAAAGAACGAAAAUUUUUUUUUGGUAGUAGUAGUGAAAAAUAA
Messenger RNA from Rotaria sordida, 2529 nucleotides. NCBI's taxonomy places the organism in Eukaryota, Metazoa, Rotifera, Eurotatoria, Philodinida, Philodinidae. The record is from the annotation of a GenBank genome assembly.